Lindgomyces ingoldianus is the source of this 1017-nucleotide messenger RNA. Its product is annotated as 2,3-diketo-5-methylthio-1-phosphopentane phosphatase. Bases 1 to 1017 code for a protein of 338 amino acids. NCBI's taxonomy places the organism in Eukaryota, Fungi, Ascomycota, Dothideomycetes, Pleosporales, Lindgomycetaceae. Gene Ontology annotation, molecular function: phosphatase activity. The transcript is spliced from 2 exons. The record is from RefSeq and is a predicted model, not a curated record.
AUGGCUCCUGUGACAAUCACCCCACCCGCAAUCCAGGGAAUAUCUCUCUCGAGCCUGAGAAGACAGUCGUCCCUAAGUACUUCAAGCAUCGGUACAAAGCGAAAGGUCAUCUGUUUUUCAGACUUCGAUGGAACAAUAUUCAUGCAGGAUACUGGUCACAUCCUCUUCAACAACUUCGGCUGUGGCUCAGAGCGACGUAAGAUCCUGGACGAGCAGAUCUACAGCGGCGAGCGGACAUUCCGUGAAGUAUCUGAGGAGAUGUGGGGUUCGCUAGACGUGCCCUUUGACGAUGGCUUCGAGGUGAUGAAGGAGGCUCUGGAAAUCGAUAGCUGCUUUCACACUUUCCACAAGUUCUGUAUCAACAACGACAUCCCUUUUAAUGUCAUCUCAGCUGGGUUGAAACCGGUGUUGAGGAGAGUGCUGGAUCACUUCCUUGGCGAAGAGGAGUCAAAGCACAUCGAAAUCGUUGCUAACGAUGCAACCAUUUCGUCGGAUGGCAGCCAAUGGAAACCAGUCUGGCUUCACGACACCGAGCUCGGACACGACAAGGCGAAAUCCAUCAACGACUACAAAGACUCAGCCCGACUUCGAGCGGACGACGGAACCAUUCCCAUGAUCGUCUUCAUCGGCGACGGCGUAUCCGACCUUCCAGCUGCGCAGGAAGCCGACGUACUCUUCGCUCGUCGCGGUCUACGGUUAGAAGAAUACUGCGUCGAGAACAAACUCCCUUACAUCCCCUUUGAUACUUUCGCAGACAUCCAGCGCGAAGUCACGAAGAUUGCCAAGAUUGAUGACGAGAAGACCAAGGGCCAAGGCUUACCAUCCAACUUCAAUCCAAGAGCGAACAUGUGGAGACGCGUGUCAAGCAAGACGGCAAUCCCUAUCUUCGCUGCAAUGACUCCAAAGGAUGAGAAGAUGUUUGUGUGGCCGGAAAUCUUCACACAGCUUAAGGCUCCGCUGAAUGAUCCACCGCUGGAGGUGCAGGAACUCUCUGCUGUUGCUGCCCUGGCUGCAUGA